AUCAACCGCCGGGACCGAGAAAUAUCCACGGCCAAUCUCCUCACUCCCCGCCACUUCGUCGUCACUCGCUCCCGCAACCUUCCGCCUCCCCUGCCAUGAUCACCGCAGCCUCCACAGUCGCGGCCGCCACCUUCCCGUUCCUCUCCUCCUUCCACCGCCCGCGCCUCAGGCCCUGCCCUUCCCGCGUCACCGUUCUCUUCCCUGCCCGGGCCACAGGUUCCUCCUCGUCCUGGGAGCAGCGCGAGGAGGCGCGGUGGCUCCGCGAGGAGCAGCGCUGGCUGCGCGAGGAGCAGCGUUGGCUCCGCGAGGAGUCCCGCUGGCGCGCUGAGCGCGAGGCCCUCCUCACCGAGAUCGCCGCGCUCCGGCUCCGGCUCCGGGCGCUCGAGGGGCCGCCGUCCCACCUCGCGGCUGUCGACGCCGUGGCCUCGCCAGCGCCCCCAGCUGCGGUGCCCGCGCCGCAGCCCAGGUCUGCGCUGGUGGAGGAGGUCGAGGUGAGGAAGGAGGUGGUGAUGGUCGAAGAGAAGAAGGCCAAGACCGAGGCCGGGAGCGGCACCGGCAGCAAGAGCAGGAGGACGCUGAGGGCGGGGGCCGAGGGCGAGGACGUGCGCGCGAUGCAGGAAGCUCUGCAAAAGCUCGGUUUUUACUCGGGUGAGGAAGACAUGGAGUACUCUAGCUUCUCAUCUGGCACCGAGCUAGCUGUCAAGACAUGGCAGGCAACGGUAGGGACUUCAGAGGACGGGGUGAUGACGUCGGAGCUACUAGAGAUGCUAUUUACAGGGAAGACUCGGGAGGAUGUGACAGCAAAAGAUGGCAUAAACGGAGCAGCUGCUCCUGCUGUAACAGGAAUCGCAGAGGUUCGACAAACUGUGGUUACAGAAAAUGGUGUCUCAGGAGUGGGGGUCUCCGAACACAGAGUGUUUCUUCUUGGUGAAAACAGGUGGGAAGACCCAUCCAGGUUAACCCAGAAGAAAAAACCAACCAGCACCGGUACUGCUGCAUCGACCAAGACAUGCAUCUCAUGUAGAGGUGAAGGCCGCCUCAUGUGCACAGAAUGUGAUGGAUCAGGUGAGCCAAACAUUGAACCACAGUUUUUGGAAUGGGUCGGCGAAGAUACAAAGUGCACAUACUGCGAAGGCCUUGGUUCCAUUGUAUGUGAUGUUUGUGAAGGGAAGAAAGUAAUGCCAAGUUAAGCAAGACCUAGGAGCAACAUUCUGCCUUGUUCGUGGACAUCUACAACAGCAUAUGUAGAUACUAGCAAAUUAAUCAGUUUUAUCACAAUAAUUGAAGAGUAUGCACAUGGCUAGUGUUAGUGGCCCUGUCAUUCCUACAUAAAGCAGAGGCAUAGCGAUAUUGUAAUGUUAUUUCUUGUACAAUAGUAGAUGAAAAUAUAUUAACGAAGAAAGGAAUUUCUUUCUCAAA
Phragmites australis (common reed) is the source of this 1419-nucleotide messenger RNA. RefSeq names its product protein disulfide isomerase pTAC5, chloroplastic-like. The record is from RefSeq and is a predicted model, not a curated record. The transcript has 6 exons. NCBI's taxonomy places the organism in Eukaryota, Viridiplantae, Streptophyta, Magnoliopsida, Poales, Poaceae. The coding region runs from base 96 to 1190 and encodes 364 amino acids.